Chaetura pelagica (chimney swift) is the source of this 2473-nucleotide messenger RNA. It is a transcript of the gene ZNF654, whose product is annotated as zinc finger protein 654. The record is from RefSeq and is a predicted model, not a curated record. The coding region runs from base 1 to 2346 and encodes 781 amino acids. Gene Ontology annotation, biological process: regulation of transcription by RNA polymerase II. Lineage: Eukaryota; Metazoa; Chordata; Aves; Apodiformes; Apodidae. Gene Ontology annotation, molecular function: DNA binding; DNA-binding transcription factor activity, RNA polymerase II-specific. Gene Ontology annotation, cellular component: nucleus. The transcript is spliced from 3 exons.
AUGAAAGUCAUUAAGGAUGAAGUUGGUGAAGACGGUCUUCAGAUAUGUGUUGAGAUAUGUGGAUGUGCCCUACAGUUGGACCUCCGUGAAGAUCCCAACAUGAAAAGUCUUAUUUAUAAAGCAAUUGCUCAUUUUCUGCCAAAUGACUUGGAGAUCCUCAGAAUUUGUGCUCUCUCCGUCUUUUUUCUUGAGCGCACCUUGGAAUCUUACUACACUGUUGAACAUUUAUAUAAAUGUGCAGAUGAAGAAUACAAUGAGUGCACUAGUUCUGUUCAAAACCGUGUACGUUUUGAACUGCUUCCAAUUUUGAAAAAAGGCUUGUUUUUUGAUCCUGAGUUUUGGAAUUUCUUGAUGAUCAAGCAAAAUUGUUUAGCGUUACUGGGGGAUAAAGCCUUCAUUGGCUCAAGUGAAAGUACACUGGAAAACUCCACUGCAAAUACAGAGAAGAUAACAGAGUAUGGUGCUCUGAGUGAAGAACGUGUCUGUUUAACAGAUGUAAGCAACGGGGAGCUUGAACCUGAAGACCUCUCUGAAACCCAGUCCAAAGGUAAUGCCAAAAAGAACCAUGAAGCUCUCGAGGCAUCUGAAGUGUCAGAUGAAACUUUACCAAGGCACCGCUGUGUGAUAUGCAACAAGGAAUUUCUUGGUGGUCACAUUGUGAAACAUGCACAAGCUCACCAAAAAAAGGGCAGUUUUUCCUGUGUACUUUGCACCAGAAAGUUCAGGCAAAAAGGACUUAUGCUGAAGCACUUGAAGAAUCAUGUCAGGAAGAUAGAAAGGCAACAUCUUGCUGCAGUUCUUGAGGCUGGUCAGAAGGCUUCUGCUGUCAACGAGCUAGAAUGUUCUGACGUUUCUCUGUCUCUUGAAAAUGGGAAUUCUGAUGGUUCCAAAGAAAAUGAGCCAGAGACUGCAAAAGCUCCCAGUGUUGACCAAGUGGUCCAAGUGGAGGAGGAGAAUGCGGAACAAGUAUUUGAUGCAGUGGAAAACCAUCUAAGUGAUGAGGAUGAUGCUACUGAAAAUAGUAGUGACAGCUGUUUUAAUAAUGUUCCUGAUGCUUUAAGUACAGAAAGUUUGCCUGAAGGUGAUGAGAGCUCCAGUAAAGAGUCAUCUAUUCUGCAUAAAGUGAAUGGAGCUUUUUGCUCUGAAAAAGACAUGGAUGCUAUGGAUGAGGAAGGAAGCUUUAAGUGCCCUGCUAAUGGUUGUGCUAGAGUGUUUAAAAAGAUAAGAUUUCUCAACAAACAUGCAAGAAAAUCUCAUCCAACUGAUUUGAAGGUGCAACAGCAUAUAAUGAAAUGGAAUAAAGGAAAAUGCCGGUUCUGCCAGAGAAAAUUUGCUGAUUCCCAACAUUUUAUAGACCACCUGAAGAGGCAUGUGUAUCCAAAUGUUUACUUUUGUUUACACUUCAAUUGUAAUCAGAGAUUUAAGCUGUCAACUGAACUUGCAGAGCAUACAAAAAGUCAUAGUGUUUUUAAAGCUCAAUGCAAUUUUGCCGAGUGCUGUGAGCUAUUUGAGGAACUUCCUUUGCUGUAUGAACACGAGGCUCAGCAUUAUUUAAAUAAAACACUAGAAUGUUCAGAAGAUGCAAGUGAAAAAGAUUCUUCAGAUGAUCCUUCAGAACUUUGUAGUUACCAAGAUGAUGAUGAAUCUAUUAAUGAAAAGGAAACUGUAGAUUUACCAAUUCCAACUUGGAAAUCAAGGAAGGAUUCUACAGAACCAAAGACAUAUAUUCAAAGUGUUGAGAAGAAAACAAAUAAUGUCAUUCAUAAUGGAAAUGAAAGUUCAUCUGAGGGUAGUGCUACAGUUUUAACUGUGAUAGACCAAAAGACACCUGCGUUACAGCCAAAUUCUGAAAACUGUAAUGUUGUUAGUGACCAACUAGUCAAUGGACACAGUGACCUAAAUCAGACAUCAUCAAAGUCAACAGAAAUACCCUUGGACAGAGUGGCAGGUGAAACAAGGACAGAAAAUGGUUCAGUGUUACCAGUUUUACAGAAUUGUCAUGAUGUACCACCAAAUAAUGCUGCUCCCUCACAAAUACCUUCUAAACCAAAUCAACCAACAGAGAAUACUUCAUAUGGUGUCAUCUUAACAAAACCAUAUGUUAGACCAUUGCCUCCGAGUUACCUUGAUGAACGAUACAUUAGCAUGCCAAAACGUAGAAAAAUGUUGGCUGAUAAAGUAGAUGCUCAUUCUGAACAAGAUGAAUUUUGUAGCAAAUCAACAGAAAGAUUUAGAUGUGGCAACUGCUUGACCAUCUACUGUAAUUCAGAAGCACUUGAGGCUCACCUUGCACAAAAGAAGUGUCAGACGCUCUUUGGAUUCGAUUCAGAUGAUGAAAGUGCCUGAUUCAGUCUUGUGGGAAAAUGUAUCAAAUGAGGAGUGGUGUAAGAAAACACUACGUGGAGAAGCAUCAGUUGGUUUCCCAGUUGGCCUUAAUCAUAAAGCAGUCUCAAAUUACUAAAGAAAAACAUGA